GAAGCUGAAGCUGAAGCCCGACUUCGAAGCUGACGUUGACGUUAACGUUGACGGAUGACAACGACGACGGCGACAGCGCUGCCGAAAAAAAGGCAGCCCGGAAUGAACAUAUUCAUUUGACAAACAAGUUGACUUUAUUUCCCCGCCGUUUUCUAGAUUUAUGUGGCUGAGACUCCAGAGUUCCGAGUGCGCUCUUUUCGCUUCUUUGGCUCUCUGCUGGUUGGCUUGCUUUUUUAGUGCCUUUUUUUAUUUAAUUUACUUUUAAAUUGUUUUGUAAUGCGCAACGACUGAGACGCUAGCGGCGACAGAGCGGCUCAGCUGCUGCAGCCGGCGGCCGAAUAUAAAAGGCUAGAUGCCCCGAGAGGCAUACAUCAAACUCAUCUCAGCGCUCCAAGAGAUCAGCAGAUCUGAGAAACAGCAUCUUAAGCAAGGAUUAACCGCGUCAACUUCCUCGAAACGAAAAUGAAAGUGUUUGCCAUCGCUUGUGUUACCCUUUUGGCGGCCAGCUGCGCCUUUGCUGCCCCCAGUGUUCAAGACAAUCGGGUUGAGGGGGACAACACGUUCGGCCGGGCGGCCCGCUACCUGGGCGCCUGUUUCGACAGCGACGACAUGGCCACCUGCCUGGCCGUCAAGGGCAUCACCGCCCUCAACCGCGCCGCCAGGAGCAACAAUAUCGAGUUGGCCAGCGGAGUCACCUUCCAAAGAGAUCCUGCCAGCCCUGUCCCUCGUACCGGAAAAUCCUUGAGCGAACAGGAUGUCUACGCCGAAUUGCCCCAAAAUGCUGAUGAACGUACUGGACGCCUCGUGGACUUGGCUAUUUCCAGUGCUACCGAAUUUCUGAGCAGCCACAACCUGGAAUUCAAACUGCCCGCCGAGACCACCCAGCAGGUUGCCCGUGCUUUGGAUGAAGGCCGCGGCAAGAUCAAGAAGAUGAUUGGACCCCUGGCUCUGGCUAUUGGCGCCAAGCUCUUCGCUGUUAUUCCCCUGGUGCUCGGUUUCCUGGCUCUGCUCACUUUCAAGGCCGUGAUCGUUGCUAAGAUAGCCUUCUUCCUGGCCAUCCUGGUCGGCGGAUCCCGUCUGCUGGGCGGAUUCGGCAACAAGUUCGGCGGCAGCUCAUACGGCGGCUACAGCUCCAACGCCUGGUCGGCACCUGCCAGCGCUGGAUGGAGCUCGGGAGCUGCCUCCUCCUCCUACCCCUAUGCUCGCAGCAUCAGCGAUGAGUCCGAUGCCCAGCAAUUGGCCUACGCCGGUCAGCAGCAGCAGUAAGCAGCAAAAACAACAAAGUUAGAAAGAGCUGGAGGAGCUCCAGAGCCACUGAUGUGCCUUCAUUUUGAAACCUUUUAGCCUGUAGUAAUUUAUUCGAAAUGUAAUUAACUAAUUUAUUGCAACACACACAUUCACCACACAGUCAAGUUGUAUGUUUGAAUAAAACCAAGAGUAUUUCACCUGAAA
Molecule: messenger RNA, 1452 nt
Organism: Drosophila ananassae
Lineage: Eukaryota; Metazoa; Arthropoda; Insecta; Diptera; Drosophilidae
Gene: Osi14
Exons: 3
Coding region: 463-1266 (267 amino acids)
Source: RefSeq, a predicted model, not a curated record